Messenger RNA from Penaeus vannamei (Pacific white shrimp), 1433 nucleotides. The record is from RefSeq and is a predicted model, not a curated record. Lineage: Eukaryota; Metazoa; Arthropoda; Malacostraca; Decapoda; Penaeidae.
AUGUCAAUCACACUUUCAAUACAGCUAACUGAUGUGGCAGGUCGUCUGUGCAUCGAAGCUACCUGGUACGACCUGAUAAAUGAAAAUAUACCCCUUGAAACGGUGGAGGAACCCUGUCACACGGCUGUUCUCGUGGUGUGGGUGGACUCCGUCAUAGGUCUCGUUGAUAAACCUAACACAAUGGUGCGGCUUCGUGUCGCUGACGGACACCAGGAGACGACGAGGGAGAAAGAGAAGGCGAACGACCCUGUCUUCGAAGAGGAUUUUAUCUUCUUUGUCAAGGACCCGCGAGAGCAAGAACUCCGGGUGGAGGUGGUCGACACGAAGACCGGCCAGUCGCUAGGCCUACGGAAGAUCAGCAUUGGUAACCUGCUGGAAGAACCGAAUCUAGAAAUUUUGGGAAAAGCCUACGAGCUGGACGGGUCUUCCGCGUCCGUCCAGCUCAGCAUGAGCCUGAGGAUCAUGAAAUCUCGCGGCAGUUCUCGUGACGCCGACUCUGGUACUUCGAGCCAGGAUGUGACUGAUGCAGCACCAACAGCGAGCACAGAGCCUGCCGCAGAGACUACAUCUGUUGAAGAGGAGAUGCCCGCAGCAGCUCCUCCUUUGACGCAGAAUUCCCCUUCAGCAGCAUCUAGCGUAGAAUCUCAAGACAGAACAACGCCUACGAGUAAUGCUGGGACGCUUGGGAUUGGCCGUAUUCAGCUGACAGUCAAGCACGGUCCCGCGAAUACACUCACUGUUGUUGUACACCAGAUUGAGAAUUUACCUGUGGGGAAGGAUGGAGAGCUGCCUGACCCCUACGUGAAGUUGAUGUAUCUCCUGCCAGACCGCUCCAAGGACAGCAAGCGAAAGACACGUGUCAUCAAGGGUGACUGCAAUCCCAAGUAUGAUGAGCACUUUGAGUAUGAGCUCGCACAGUGCGCCCUUGAAGUGAGUGUCAUCAACAAGAAGGGACGGACCAAAUCAACGAUGGGUUGGGUCAGACUGGAUUGCAACCUCCCUGACACCAGAGAAAUGCCGCAGUGGUAUGACCUUACUCCAGCAGCAGAUUAUGAGUGGGAGGGAGGCCGGCGGAGUAUACGAAGACGAGACGGAAGUUUGAGAUGGAGUUUUCGCUGAAUCACGAAGCAAGGCGAACCAGUCAUGCACCCGGGAACUUAACAUGCUAAAGAAAAGGCAAUCUUUGCUUUGUUCACACUACCGUUUCUCGGGUUAUGUAUAUAUAUAAAUAAAUAUAUAAUCAUAUAUAUCCACACAUACAUAUAAAUCCUAAACUCACCAUCUAGCAUACUCUUGUAGGACCCAUCUCUCGGGCUCCUACAAUAUACGUAUAUAUAUUAUAUAUAUGUCGAAAUCAUUAUUGAUCUGACAUUUAAAAGAUGCAUUGCUUAUGAUUGUAAUGUAUGGACCCCAAUAAACAUUUCUUAAUAAAU